Ziziphus jujuba (common jujube) is the source of this 916-nucleotide messenger RNA. Its product is annotated as transcription and mRNA export factor ENY2. Gene Ontology annotation, biological process: regulation of transcription by RNA polymerase II; poly(A)+ mRNA export from nucleus; positive regulation of DNA-templated transcription. The record is from RefSeq and is a predicted model, not a curated record. The transcript is spliced from 5 exons. Bases 163 to 498 code for a protein of 111 amino acids. Gene Ontology annotation, molecular function: chromatin binding; transcription coactivator activity. Lineage: Eukaryota; Viridiplantae; Streptophyta; Magnoliopsida; Rosales; Rhamnaceae. Gene Ontology annotation, cellular component: SAGA complex; nuclear pore; DUBm complex.
GCGGUGAUCUUUGAGUCACCGACUCAGAGCAUCAAACGAUCAAAAACAGCUUCCUUUUCCCAAUCUCAGUCUGUCGUUUCCCAGUUCGAGCUGUAGCCGAACCACAAAGGAAACGCCUUUGUACUACACUCUCGUUAAUACGUUUCCUAAUUCGCGCCGUAAAUGAGGGCUUCUAUCAAUCGGCCUCCAACUCCGGAUGUAGAUGACGAUCGAGAGCAACAGCCCACUCUACAAGAAAUAAUCAACAUCAAGUUGAUCGAGAGCGGUGAAAAGGAACGGUUAAAGGAGCUUUUGAGGGAAAGGCUUAUAGAAUGUGGCUGGAGGGAUGAAAUGAAAGCUCUUUGCAGGGCAUUUGCGAAGAAGAAGGGAAGAGAUAACGUUACCGUGGACGACCUUGUGCAGGUCAUUACUCCAAAAGGCAGAGCUUCAGUUCCAGAUUCCGUGAAGGCUGAGCUUUUGCAGCGAAUAAGAUCUUUUCUCGCAUCGACUGCUCUUUGAUCUUGCAUAUGAACAGUUGACUAAAUGAUGCCUGAACUCCAUUUUGCUGCCAAAUCCCAAAUGGAGUUUCUCUGCCAUGGCAUGUGAAGUUCUUUGAACUGAUUCGUAGUAGAUACUUGUGAAGAAAAACAUCUGAUUUGCUUCUCAAGAGCAGAAGUCCCAUUCUAGGAUUUUUUUUCUUUUUCUUUUUUUUUUUUUCCUUCUUGUUUUCUUUUUAUAAUUCUCUCAUGUCGGGUUUAGCGGGAAAGAUUGUAUCAGAAGUUGCAUGUUGUUGUCCUCAGUCGACAGACGACAUUCUCUAUCCAUUUAUGAUUAAACCCUUUUGUACUUUUGGUGUGCAGUAAAUUGUAAUGGUAGAUAUUAAGAAAGUAUGUUUAAGCUCUUUUGUUUAAUUAUUAGAAUGUUGUUAUAUUUUGCA